CUGCCACCAAUUCGCAGCUCCACCAAACGGCUCGUCGCCGUCGCAGUCGCAGCCAUUUUUCUGUCGGUCUGUCCCCCGCGCGUGCCGCUUCUCACCUGUGCACCUCGCCGACUCCUCGGAUUUGUCAUAUUCGCCUGAGGUGGGCUCAGUCGCUGAGAGUGGCCACGGUGAGGAAGGACGAGGAAGAGGGGGCCGCGGACCGCGUGCCGCACCUGCCGUGGAUGCGGUACCCCGUCGAUAUCGACACCUUCUCUGGCUGCCCCGUCACACAGCUCCCCCGCCUCGACCCGAGGUUAGAGAGGUUUUUGAUGAUAUUGCUCCUAUGGUGGGCUUGUCAGUAGGUUCAGCAGUUGGUCAAUCAUCAAUAGCAGAUGAAGUUUCUAGUCUUGUCCCGAAGCCCAAACAAGAGUUUUACCCAACUAUUGACGAAGAAUAUGUCCAAAUGGAACCACAGACUAAAAUUGAUAUAUUGGUGGCAACCCCUGAAAGACUAAUGGAUCACAUUAACAUGACAAAUGGUUUCAGUCUGGAGCAUCUUCAGUACCUGGUCAUUGAUGAAACAGAUCGAAUGGUAAGAGAGGCUUAUCAAUCCUGGUUGCCAACAGUGAUCCAACUUACACACUCAAUUAGCCAAGGUCAUUCCUGGCAUGACAUUGAUAGCCAAACUCUACUUCAUCCAUUGACUUCUAUUAGAAGAUCGGGUGUGGAGCGUGUAUUUAAAGGUAAAUGCUAUCCAAGAUUGGGGAAGAUGGUUUUAUCUGCUACACUGACUCAAGAUCCUAGCAAGCUAUCACAACUUGAAUUGCACCAUCCCUUGUUGUUGAAUAGUGGGAAGAAGCGCUAUUGAAUUCCUACAAAACUUGAGUCCUACAAACUGGUUUGGCUCUUAUGUCUUUGUAGCUCAUUUACCUUAGGUGUAAAAUUACUAUUGGAAAGUGGAAACUCUGUUGUGCAUACUCACUCAGAUUUGGUCUAUGCUGUUAUUGCAGAUAUAUAAAUUAAACUUAAAACCACUCUCUCUCCUUGUUCUUCUCCAAGAACUGCAAGGGAAUAAGUGCUUAGUUUUACGUCAUCUGUGGAAUCAAGUCACCGACUAAGCACAUUAGCAGAGAUGUUCUCGCCAUCUCUCUUUAGUGUUGCGGGUGUUUAGUCUGAUGUUGCCGCUGUUUUUCUCGCUGUGCGUGCAGCACAUCCGCGUCGCGGCAUUUCAUCUCUUUCUCUGCACAUGUGGGUACUGCUAUUACUGUUGGUCAACAACGAACUUGACUAGAAGGGUGAACAUGUUGUUGUUGUAUAUUAUUUUACUUGAAUCUGUUUACGCCGAUCUGAAUGUCAAACACUGGGAGAUGAAUCGUCUGUCGGUGCUCUAUGGAGACGCGGACGGUCCGCGACCUGGACGCAGGAAUGACUCCUCUGCGUACGUUCGGACAAUCUACGCCUGGGGCUCGGACGGUCCGCAAUGGCGCAGAGGGUCAUCUUCUUUGCAGCAGGCUUAGAUCUCACUUCAAGGAAGGACCUUGGUCGGUAGGUCAUUCAAGACGUAUCUAGUCGAUGUAGAGCCGAAGAGGUUAAGAUUCGAGAUAGAGUAAAGCUAAAUUAGGACUACUCCUAAUGUAUAAGGUAAAAAUGAUAAAUAUGAUUGAUUGAAUCGAUUGUGGAGUUCAAUCGGCCGUAACCCUCCAUCUAUAUAAAGGGAAAGUUCUAGACCCGUUGCAAGCCGGUCCUCAAUUUAAUUCUGCCGUUUUUACUCACAAAUUCUGCAAACGAGGAACCGUUACGCUGACCGUCCGUACCACCACCGAAGACAGCCGCAACCAAAAGUGGUGCUCAACAACUGCGUAGCGUACAUGUUUCGUUAUGUGUGCUCCCCUCUCCAAACAGCUUUCGCCAUUCCUGCAACAGGCCGAUCCAUCUUGAUGAAUGGUACAGUUGGAGAAGUGCCCUUAUCUUCCUUGUGUGGCGUCCAUCAUUCACUGUGCGUUUAUGGCUGGAAGGAGGCCACCCAAAAGAAAAGGCUUAGCUACGUUCACCUCAAUAUAUCGGCACUCCCGUCACCUUUCAGUUAUGCUUUACGCUUGGAAUAUCCCUUUCCUGUCUUCGUCAGGCCCGGCGGUUUUCACUCAAUUAUUCAGCGACACUGAUUGGGAAAUUUCAGAGUAGCGGAUAAACUCAACUGAAAGCCCCCGUUUCCUUUUUUUUCCAGCUUCCAACAAAUCUUUUCUUUUCUUUUGUUUCCCCUGGGGGAGAAGAUCUCAUCUGCAUGCAUUAUUGCAUUCCUGCGGUCCAAUUCUACCAGACUACCUUGUACCUUCUCUUCUAUGACCUCUUCACCAGAAGUUCUCUGAAACCACGAUGAAAGAGAUGCCCCUUCGUUCAUUUACUUCACCAACAUAGGUGCAUCUCAUUUGGUGUUAAUUCUCGCAUUAUCUUUCGUCCCGUUGACCAGCUUUGCACUUGGCACUAUCCUAAUCUCAUUCCAUAAAAUGUGUACUCGGGCUGGUAUGUGAUAUGAAUAUGAUCCCUUUGGACCAAUAAUUUCGAUUCCUCCUCACCUAACAAAGAGCAGACACGACAGCUUCGCGACAAAUUUAGCAGAGAAGAAAAGCUGAGGACGCAGGAGCAGCUUGGCCCAAAAGGAGAGGAGGUAAAGAGGCACAGAAAAGCUACUCCUAUUUUACAAGAACAUGGAAAGAUGGGAGCUAAAGGUUGCUGCAUGAUUAAACAUCAUUUCUUAUAAACAAACAAAAGGAGGGAGAGAGGGCAGGAAAGGUAGCCCUGCUAGGCCACUUGGCAAUUCCAACCCUACAAGAUCUCCCUCCCUCCCUUCUGAACACACGACCUCUCAAGACAAGAUCACUGCUUACCGCCGGCACCGGCAUACUUGAUGGUCCUAGAACCAUCGUCGCCACCGGCACCACCACUGUCGUCGUGCAAGGGACCUCUAGCGCCUUCCACUGAGCCCACGGAGGGGCGGGGCAGGAGGGACGGCGGCGGCGACGACGACGUGGAGGAGGAGAUGGCCGAGGCCAAGGAGAUCGGCAUCAGGCACAGCCCCUUGCCCUGCAGGUACUGCAUGGCAGUGCCCAUGUCCUCCUCCAUCAGCCUGGCCACCUGUUGCUCCGUCACCCGCAGGCUGCUGCCGCCACCACCGUUAUCACCGUUGGUGGCACCAUCGCCGCCGUCGUCGCUUGUGCCGUUUCCGGCUCUGUCGUCGCCCUGCAACAAGGCUCUGAGUCUGAUUCCAUUGGCUUACACACAACAACAAGAGAACAAGAACUGAUCGCCACUCAUCAAGAUAAUAACGAUCACUCGUGGGAAUUUUGACCCUGAAUGCUUGAUCAGUAUACCAUGUAACCACUUCUACUUUUCAGGCGUGUUUUUUUUCUUCUUCCUUUUUGGCUCGAGUCCUUGGCAACAAAGAUUCCUACACACUUUCUUUUCAGCUGUGUUGGCCACUAAUGCUCGAUAAGUCCCCUAAGCAAAGUUAUAUAUGGGCCAUCUCCUUUUCGAUUUCGUGCAGAUGUCUGUAAGCAUGCUGCUUGCUUUUGG
Zea mays is the source of this 3549-nucleotide messenger RNA. RefSeq lists its product as uncharacterized. Gene Ontology annotation, molecular function: ATP binding; nucleic acid binding. The transcript is spliced from 4 exons. Bases 323 to 847 code for a protein of 174 amino acids. The record is from RefSeq and is a predicted model, not a curated record. NCBI's taxonomy places the organism in Eukaryota, Viridiplantae, Streptophyta, Magnoliopsida, Poales, Poaceae.